This is a messenger RNA of Olea europaea var. sylvestris, 1440 nucleotides long. RefSeq names its product gibberellin 2-beta-dioxygenase 8. NCBI's taxonomy places the organism in Eukaryota, Viridiplantae, Streptophyta, Magnoliopsida, Lamiales, Oleaceae. The record is from RefSeq and is a predicted model, not a curated record. The transcript has 6 exons. Bases 252 to 1337 code for a protein of 361 amino acids.
AUCUUUGCCUCUGGUGUUAAGUCGAUCAAUUAAUCCUGUGUUGCAUACAGAAUAUUGCGUAAAAUGGGAAAAAAGAAAAAGAAAAAAAGGGAUACCUUCGUAGCCAAAUCCUCAAAAAGUACUGAAAAUGAAUCAUAUCUUCACUAUAAAUAUCUAUCCUCCAAUCUUCCUGGACAUCAGACUUAAACGCCUGCUAUAUCUAUCUACCAUUCUCUUCUCUUCUUCAAGCCAAUACGAACCAUUAGAGCUCAAUGCAUGGUCAUCAGAUGAUAUUAAUGGUGAACUCGGCAAAUGCUCCAGAUCGCAUUGACAAACCUGCAAGAAUGGACGAAUCAUCACCUGAUCCACCCUUUCAUGAAACAUACAAGACUCUCUUCAACAACUUGACUGAUACUACGCAAAAGAAUUUCCCCCAGUUCCCUGUAAUGGAAGAAGUCGAGCUACCAUUAGUCGAUCUGAACCAGUUAAACCUUGGAGAUUCCGAAAGAGAAUCAUGCAAGAAACAAAUAGCUAGAGCAUCUCAAGAAUGGGGUUUCUUUCAAGUUAUAAACCACGGGAUUUCCCGAGAAAUCUUGGAGAAUAUGAGAAGAGAACAAGUGAAGUUAUUCAAGAAACCAUUUCAAGACAAGACAAAUGGCAAAGAUUUGAACUUUUCUGCUGGGAGUUAUCGAUGGGGAGCACCAACAGCUACUUGCCUUGGUCAAUUAUCUUGGUCUGAGGCUUUUCAUGUUUCUUUAAGUGACAUUUUAGGUUCAGGUGGCCUCAAUAAUCUCUGCUCAACAAUGGAACAAUAUGCAACAACAGUGUCUGAACUAGCUCAAAAACUGGCAGAUAUAUUAGCUGAAAAAAUUGGUCAGAAGUCUAUUUUCUUCAAGGAAACAUGCCUUUCUAGCACUUGCUAUCUUCGAAUGAAUCGAUAUCCACCAUGCCCAAUGUCUUCCCAAAUGUUUGGAAUAAUGCCACAUACUGACAGUGAUUUCCUCACAGUACUGCACCAGGAUCAUAUUGGAGGUUUGCAAUUGGUGAAAGAUGGGAAAUGGAUUGCUGUUAAACCGAACCCUGAAGCCCUAGUUAUCAACAUUGGGGAUUUGAUGCAGGCUUGGAGCAAUAACAUUUAUAAAAGUGUCGAGCAUCGAGUCGUUGCUAAUGAGUUAAAGGAAAGAUUCUCCACUGCUUAUUUUCUGUGUCCGUCCUAUGACACGGUUAUACAAAGUUGCAUUCAGCCUUCUGUCUAUAGAAGAUUUAGCUUUGGAGAAUAUAGAAAACAAGUUCAAGAAGAUGUCAAAAGUUUUGGGUACAAAGUAGGACUUCCGAGGUUUCUUGUUCCAAGUCAUUAGACUCAAAUAUUCUGGAGAUUAAAGAAGGAAAUUAAAUACUAUUUGUAAAACGUAGAAAUUAAUUGUUUAUGAUAACCAUAAAUUAAGAAAAUAAUACAACAUU